Molecule: messenger RNA, 1401 nt
Organism: Neospora caninum
Lineage: Eukaryota; Apicomplexa; Conoidasida; Eucoccidiorida; Sarcocystidae
Exons: 1
Coding region: 1-1401 (466 amino acids)
Source: RefSeq, a predicted model, not a curated record
AUGCUAGGGAUGACCUUCAAAAAAAAUUCUUCCGUCACUUGGGCUCUGUCUGAUUUCUCGUCUGUCAACAAACACUGGCUAGAAGGGAGACGUCUCGAGGAAGAACUCAUCAACCCGAAGCCAAGAACCGGUGUCCCGUCCAUCUUGCGCCAGCAUCGAUCGUUGCGUGUCUUGUCAUCGUACAAGCGUCUGGCGUCCGGUCUCCGUUUCGCGAGAAGGAAAAUCGUGGAUUUUGCAAAAGGCCGGUCCAGCCGGUCCGACUCGACUGCCUUGCUUGGUCCUUUUCCCUUCGCUUCGUUGAUGGCGACACACAACGAGUCUCUCCAAGCAGAGCCGCAGGGGCGAACGACUGCCAAGCGCCUUUUCGCGUGGACUGAGGACGACAGGCAUUUUGCGCCUCUUCCUCAUGGCGGUGUGACGUGCUUGCCUGCCGCCCCCGGUUCUGCCUGUCAGACCAGCUGUGGGGGGGAGGCGUCCACUGUAGGACUCCCAGGAACAGUUGGUCAGGAACUUGGGAAGCGUCGUCGCCUGCUGGGACCGGAUGGCCGCUCCAGGGUGGUUUCGGGGGAGGACAAUGAGAGAAAAGUGUCCGGGAUCUCCGCUGGCAGUCGGAUGACUGCUGCCGUAUCUACGGCGCAGCUUUCGAUGCCGUCACAUUUUCCAGCGAUCGGCGAAGCAGCCACUACGAACCACGUUCCCAUGGGAGACGAGUCGGAAGAACUCGGCAGAACCUCGAGUGUUUCCUCUGUCGAGGUGGACAUGGUGGACGCCGGCGGAGGCUCUCCUCCGAGACUCUCACCGAGGUCUCCUCCGAGACUGUCACCGACAGGCUCAUCCUGUUCCGGAAAGGUGCUUGCCCACACCAGCGGAAGGACGAGUGCGAAGGAGUCGGUCGCCAACUCGGAGAGCCGAUCUGCAGACUUUUCUCAGGCACAGGGCGAAGAGAGGAAGAACGAGAACUGUUACGCGAUCAUGCCUUUUCUUUCCGAAACGGCCGCCCAAAUCCCGCGGCCUCUCGGGGAAGGCGAGCUCUCGUUGGACGCCCUUCUCCACGGGGCAAGCACCGGCGUCCAUACACCUGCUCCGCUCUCGGAGAUGAUCAACGACCCCGAAGUCGCGAAACUCCUCCGAGACCAGCCUGCGAAUCCGCUGGAAAGUCUCGAGCAAAGUAGCGAGGGCUUUCUACUCACGGAGGUUCUACGGAAGAAGCGAGAGGCGCGGCUGAAGAAGGCCAUUCGCAACGUCGGGCGGAUGGGAGAAGGGGGCGUUAGUUUGAGGGCGCUCUACGACCUCUGUGAAAGUGACAAAGAGGAAUCAGAGCAUGAGCGUGAAACAAAAGAUCCUUCUCCAAGCGGAGCCCUGUCGCCCGAUAAAGACGGAGAGGAUGCAUCCAUGGACUGA